AUGUGGCUCCAGGCUCAAAAGAAUAUACAGCGUGUGGACAUAUCAAAUAGUGGAAUACAAGGUGAGGUUCCAACUUGGUUUUGGAACAUAUCUUCUGGAUUUCAGUCUCUCGAUCUUUCUCACAACCAAUUUGUUGGUGAGGUUCCAACUUGGUUUUGUUCCCGAUUUCAUCAGUCUCUCAAUAUUUUAAAUUUUUCUUUUGUGUUAUUGGGUUUCAACAAUUUUAGUGGUCCGCUGCCGCAGAUUUCACCCUAUGUGAAUGAGCUAGACCUCUCGAACAAUUGCUUUUCAAGAGGUUUAUUUCACUUCUUGUGUGAAACAAAUGAGACCGUAUCCUACUUAUUGGAGUUCUUAAACCUCGAGGGAAAUGAUUUGUCAGGAGAAAUUCCUGAUUGUUGGAUGAAUUGGCCAGAGUUGCUACUUUUAAACUUGGGGGACAAUAACUUGACUGGAGGCAUACCAAGAUCCAUGGAGUUACCACCAUGGUUGGGAAUGAGGCUUUCAGAUUUGAUAAUCCUUAGCCUUAGCUCUAACAGAUUCUAUGGUGAAUUGCCUCCAGAAAUUUGUUACCUCAAAGAUCUUCAGAUCUUAGACCUUGCAAACAAUAGUUUCUUUGGAACUAUACCAAGGUGUAUUAGCAAUUUAACAGCAAUGUACGAUAAAAUAUUGGCAUUGGUUACAAGCAUGGAUAUAUCUAACAAUAAUCUCUCUGGAGAUAUUCCCAUAAGUUUUACCAGUCUUGUAGGGUUGAGAUUCUGUAAUUUCUCAAAAAACCAUUUGACAGGUAGGAUCCCAAAUGGAAUUGGCGACAUGAAAGUUCUCGAAUCCCUUGAUCUUUCAGAAAAUCAACUUUCCGGUCAAAUCCCGCAAAGCUUAUCGAGUUUGUCAACUUUGAGCUUCCUGAAUCUGUCUUAUAACAAUUUGUCAGGAAAAAUACCAGUGAGCACUCAACUUCAAAGCUUUAAUUCCUCGAGUUUCCAGGGAUAUGAGCUUUGCAGGCUUCCACUCUUGGUGAACUGCAGUUUAGGUGGUCAAAUUCCUCAUUUUGAUACCGAAAAGGAUGAGCGGGAUGAAGAUGAACUAGAUUGGUUCUACAUUGUAAUGUCAAUAGGAUUUGGUCUUAGCUUUUGGGGAGUAUGUUCUUGUUUGCUUUUCAAGAGAUCGUGGAGACAUGCCUAUUAUCGUUUUUUAGAUAGUUGUUGGGAAUCCUUGUGUAUAAAGUUACAAAUAUGGGGAUGGAUAUGA
This is a messenger RNA of Nicotiana attenuata, 1245 nucleotides long. Its product is annotated as leucine-rich repeat receptor-like serine/threonine-protein kinase BAM1. Lineage: Eukaryota; Viridiplantae; Streptophyta; Magnoliopsida; Solanales; Solanaceae. The transcript is spliced from 3 exons. The record is from RefSeq and is a predicted model, not a curated record. Bases 1 to 1245 code for a protein of 414 amino acids. Gene Ontology annotation, molecular function: protein binding.